AAAAAAAUAAAAAAAUAGCCAGCCUCAUUUUCCUUGUCCAUUUCCAGCUCAGAGUCUCACCGGCGAGAGGCUUUACCCUUACUCCACCCUUCGCCGGAUCAACCAUCACCCCGCUUCUUUUUCGCCGGAAACCUUGGCCUGAAGUGAAAACCCCAGACUCGUCUUGGUAUACCCUUCUUUUCUACUUGUCACAUCGAUCCAAAAUAUCGCCAUCAGCAUUAGUCUUCUUGUUCUCCAUAGCACUCACGCAAUCCACUUCAAAUUCGCUGUUUCAGAAAAGUUAUGGCGCUGUCAGCAUCGGACUUACCUACGAUGUACACAUUGCUCGCCAAUUCAUUGAGCGGUGACCAAACUGUGCGGGAGCCAGCCGAGGAUUCCCUCGCGCAAUCCGAGAGCCGGCCCGGUUUUUGUUCUUGCCUAAUGGAAGUAAUAACAGCGAAGGAUUUAGCAUCCCAGGCUGAUAUACGAUUAAUGGCAUCAGUAUAUUUCAAGAAUAGUAUAAGCCGGUAUUGGAGGAACAGGCGCGACUCCACGGGUAUAAGCAAUGAAGAGAAACUGCAUUUGAAGAAAAAAUUGCUGUCACAUUUGAGAGAAGAGAAUUAUCAGAUUGCUACUACAUUGGCUGUUAUCAUCUCAAAGAUCGCUCGUAUUGACUAUCCAAAGGAAUGGUCAGACCUCUUCUCUGUCUUAGCACAACAGCUACAAUCUGCUGAUAUUCUUUCUUCUCAUAGAAUAUUCAUGAUCCUUUUCCGGACAUUGAAGGAGUUGUCAACUAAACGUCUUACUUCAGACCAGAGGGCCUUCGCUGAGAUAGCGUCCCAAUUCUUAGAUUAUAGCUGGCACCUUUGGCAGAGUGAUGCACAGACAAUAUUGCACGGAUUUUCCAUGCUUGCUCAAAAUGCUUUUGAGUUGCAUCUUGAUGAUCUUUACCUAACAUGUGAAAGGUGGUUUCUGUGUUCAAAAAUUGUUCGUCAGUUGAUAGUCUCUGGUUUUCCAAGUGAUGCAAUGUCCAUACAGGAGGUGCGGCCAGUCAAGGAGAUAUCUACAGUCUUGUUGAAUGCCAUUCAGUCCUUUUUCCCACACUAUUCAUCUUUUCGAGAGAAACAUCCCAAAUUCUGGGAGUUCUUGAAGAAAGCAUGCACUAAAUUAAUGAAGAUUCUAAUUGCAAUUCAGUGCAGACAUCCUUAUUCUUUUGGUGACAAAAACGUCUGUGGUCCUGUCAUUGACUUUUGCAUAAAUAAGAUCACGAAUCCCGAACCAGAUAUGUUGUCAUUUGAAGAAUUUCAGAUACAGUGCAUGUCAAUGGUAAAGUCUCUUCUGGAAUGUAAAGAAUACAAGCCAUGCUUGACUGGCCGUGUUAUGGAUGACAACAGAAUCACCCCUGAGCAGAUGAAGAAAAACAUAUCUACUACAGUUUCUGGUGUCCUUGCGUCCCUUUUGCCUGGUGAACGAGUAGUGUUGUUGUGUAAUGUGCUAAUAAGGAGGUAUUUUGUUUUAACAACAAGUGAUUUAGAAGAGUGGUACCAGAACCCUGAGUCUUUUCAUCAUGAACAAGAUUCAGUUUUGUGGUCGGAGAGAUUAAGGCCAUGUGCUGAAGCCUUAUACAUCGUUUUGUUUGAGAAUCACAGCCAACUGCUAGGCCCUAUUGUGGUUUCCAUUCUUCAAGAGGCAAUGAAUGGUUGCCCUUCUUCUGUUAAUGAAAUGACUCCCGCACUGCUUCUCAAGGAUGCUGCUUAUGGUGCUGCUGCUUAUGUUUAUUAUGAGCUCUCAAAUUAUCUGAGCUUCAAAGACUGGUUCAAUGGUGCAUUAUCUCUUGAACUUACAAACGAUCAUCCAAACAUGCGAAUUAUUCACAGGAAAGUUGCAUUAAUUCUGGGGCAAUGGGUUUCGGAGAUUAAAGAUGACACCAGAAGACCAGUAUACUGUGCUUUAAUCAAAUUGCUUCAAGACAGAGACUUGUGCGUCAGGUUGGCAGCAUCACGAUCCUUGUAUUUCCAUAUUGAAGAUGCAAACUUCUCGGAACAAGAAUUUUUGGAUCUUCUUCCAGUGUGUUGGGAUUCUUGUUUCAAACUGGUGGAGGAAGUCCAGGAAUUCGACUCUAAGGUGCAAGUAUUGAAUACAAUCGCUAGUCUCAUUGCACGGGUUACUGAAGUUAUUCCGUAUGCAAACAAGUUGAUGCAGUUUUUCCAGAAGGGCUGGGAAGAAUCCUCUGGUGAGAGCCUUAUGCAGAUUCAGCUUCUGGCAGCACUCAGGAACUUUAUAGUUGCACUUGGUUAUCAAUCACCUAUCUGUUACAACAUUGUAGUCCCCAUUUUACAAAGUGGAAUCAGUGUAGAUAGCCCUGAUGAACUUUUGGAAGAUACCAUGCAGCUGUGGGAAGCCACUCUUUCUCAUGCUCCCUCAAUAAUGCCUCAGCUAUUAGGCCUUUUCCCAUGUCUGGUGGAAAUCUUGGAAAGAAGCUUUGAUCACUUGAAGAUGGCUGCCAGCAUCAUUGAAAGCUACAUAGUUUUGGGUGGAAUUGAAUUUCUCAAUAUGCACGCAUCUACUCUUGCAAAACUUCUAGAUUUGGUUGUUGGUAAUGUCAAUGACAGGGGGUUGCUUUCAAUUCUUCCACUUGUGGAUACUUUAGUUCAGUGUUUCCCGACUGAAGUGCCCCAAUUAAUUAGCACAACUAUACAGAAAUUAAUCUUCAUGUGCUUGACUGGAGGAGAUGAUCAUGAUCCUUCUAAAACAACUGUUAAAGCAUCUUCAGCAGCCAUACUAGCAAGGGUUUUAGUCAUGAACACUAACUACCUUGCGCAACUGACAUCAGAUCCAUCACUUUUAGCACUCUUACAGAAAACUGGAUUCCCAAGUGAAGAAAGCAUACUUCUUUGCCUGGUAGAUGUAUGGCUUGACAAGGUUGACAAUGUAAUUUCCACCCAGAGGAAGACACUUGGUUUGGCUCUUUCUAUAAUUUUAACUUUGAGAUUGCCUCAAGUACUUGAUAAACUCGAUCAGAUUCUAAGCGUAUGCACAAGUGUGAUAUUGGGUGGAAGUGAGGACUUAACUGAAGAAGAAUCAAGUAGUGAUAACAUGUACUCCAGCGGCUCACAAGUUCCUAGCAAAGAGUUGAGGAGGAGACAGAUCAAAUUCUCUGACCCAAUAAACCAGAUUUCCUUGGAGAACUCACUGAAGGAAAAUCUCCAAACAUGUGCUGCUCUUCAUGGGGAACAAUUUAAUGCUGCCAUUUCUAGAAUGCAUCCUGCAGCAUUUGGGCAAUUAAAACAGGCACUAAAAAUGCCAUAGGCUAGAGUCGUGUACGAUGGAGAGAGGAGUUAUAUUUAUUUGCACAUGAGCCAGUGAAAAGGGAAGGAAUAUGGCUUCUUUGACUUGCGGCUGAUGCUUCACACAUUCUUUGAUUUUCUUGAAACUCAAUUGUUUUUGGCCGAUCUUGAUUUCAUUUGUUGGGCAAUAUAUUGUGGUUUUUUUCCCUUUAUUUUUUAAAGAUAUUUUCCAGCACAACCAACAUUGUAAAUAGUUCAGCCCCUUCAUGGCAUAGUUUUUUAGGCAGAAGGGUGGUAGGUUUUGCUCGAUGUUGGCGAUCUUACCAAUAAAGGAAUGAGGUGUACAAAUUUCGUUUUCUGUUGUUAUACUAGGAAAUUAGUGGUGGUUUGAGAUUGAGAAUAGCUUUUUUUGCCAAGUAAUUUUGUGGACAUGUAGAACAUUUGUGACAUGUUUAAUGAGAUGGAUAGUACAAUAUUGAAGAUAUAAAAGAAAAAAUCAGCCUUGUGACA
Olea europaea var. sylvestris is the source of this 3776-nucleotide messenger RNA. Its product is annotated as importin-11-like. Lineage: Eukaryota; Viridiplantae; Streptophyta; Magnoliopsida; Lamiales; Oleaceae. Gene Ontology annotation, cellular component: nuclear envelope; cytosol. Bases 283 to 3288 code for a protein of 1001 amino acids. Gene Ontology annotation, molecular function: small GTPase binding. Gene Ontology annotation, biological process: protein import into nucleus. The transcript has 24 exons. The record is from RefSeq and is a predicted model, not a curated record.